AUGCCUCCUGUUUCCAAUUUGAUUGCCGCCUCACUCCGAUCCGUCUCGUUCGCGACUAAAUGGGCGACUGUUGCUGCAAACAUCCCAGAAAAGCCUCGAACGUUACCGACGGCUGGCUUUCCGCUAGUUGAGCCUGAUCAACUCAUCGAGGAAGAGGAAAUUCCCGACUACAAGCACAACCCUGAUCGAUUCUACCCCGUUCAAUUAGGCGAGGUUUUCAACGAACGCUAUCAGACAAUCGCAAAGCUCGGCUUUGGUACUUCGUCAACGACCUGGCUGGCCCGGGACCUGAGAGACCGCCGGUAUGUUGCCCUGAAAGUUUACGUCCACACAUCACGGGCCCACCGCGAACUUCCCUUUUACCAGCAUAUCCAACCGCAACUGAAGGAAACCCCACCAAGGGGACGUGUGAAUAUCAGGCGACUCCUAGACUCCUUCCAGAUCACCGGUCCCAUGGCACACAUCCCGCGCUCGUUUUCGAAGCAGCACAGUUGA
Messenger RNA from Aspergillus mulundensis, 495 nucleotides. RefSeq lists its product as uncharacterized. Gene Ontology annotation, molecular function: ATP binding. The transcript has 2 exons. The record is from RefSeq and is a predicted model, not a curated record. NCBI's taxonomy places the organism in Eukaryota, Fungi, Ascomycota, Eurotiomycetes, Eurotiales, Aspergillaceae. Gene Ontology annotation, biological process: spliceosomal complex assembly; regulation of mRNA processing. Bases 1 to 495 code for a protein of 164 amino acids.